Messenger RNA from Paramecium sonneborni, 911 nucleotides. Lineage: Eukaryota; Ciliophora; Oligohymenophorea; Peniculida; Parameciidae. The record is from the annotation of a GenBank genome assembly.
AUGUUAUAGAAAAUUUUAUAAAUUGUCAAUCAAGCUAAAGUUUAAGCAAAAAAAGUGACACAAUAAUUGAAAAAUGAAAAAACUUACAUUAAUUAAACCAAUAAUGCUAAAGAUCCAACCAAACCUACUUUUGAUCAUAUUUCUAAUUUUAAAGAAUAUUCAAAUAGUAUUAAUCAAUCUAAUAUUUAGUUCUUAAAGACAUUUAUCUCAGUGAUCCUAUUAAAAAUUUAAAGAAAUUUGCAAAAAAAGAAAAAGGUAUAUUCUAGAAAUUAUUAUUAGACUUAUAUAUCAAUUAAUUAUAAAAAACAUUCCCAAAAGAAACAUUACAAUAAUACAACCUAAAAUUCAAAAAUUCAUUUAAUUUUAUUCAAAAAAAUACUUUUUGGAAUACUUCAUCUCAAAAUUAAUCAUCAUUUUAAAAAUAAACUAAUUAUACAUAAUCAAAUAAUACAAAUUAAUCGAAAUAAUACUAUAAUUAAAAUAAUAUUAAAUAAGAUAAAUAAUCUCAAAACAUUUGGAAUAAUUAUUUCAAUAAAUUUUACUAAGAUGCAUCUAAUCUUAAUAAUUAAUAUUAAUAAAAUUUCAAUGAAUAAAAAAAGGGUUUCUCCAAAUUUAAAGAAGCUUAUAAAACAAGAUUUAAUUUUAUUUAUUAAAAUUCUUUAUAAAAGGCAAAAACGAUAGGAUUAGUUUCUUUUAAAUAUAUACUAAUUGGAAUUUUUGUCCUUGGAAUUGCUUAUUCUAUUCCAAAAUCAAUUUCAACUUAUUUUGCUACAAAAGCAACAGUGACUGCAUAAAUAUAAUACGAUAAUUUAUUAAAAGAAAAUGAAAUUUUAAGGACGAAUUUAAAAUAAGCUGAAGAACAAUUACAAUAACUUUAAAAAUAGACAGGAAGAAUAACUAAAAAUGUUUGA